AUGCCGGGAAUGGUAUUCACAGCGCCCAAGGCGCGAAAUCAGCAUGUGCCUUUCGGCUCACUGAUUCACAACGACGUGCUUAUCUACGUUAGAGAAGGAAACUCCUAUACAAAGUACUACAUUAUUGUGGCUAUCAUCGCAGCAAUCAUCAUAUUCCACGUGAUCCUCGCCAUCAAUCUCCAGCUAAGACUUAACAAGGGCCUGCAGCCACGAGCAUACGAAAAAUUCUUGUUCAAAGGAGUGAUACGGAAACAUGAACGGAAGGUAGCCUCUGCGGCACAUGGAAACAGUCCCCCCGAUUUUUAUAACAUGGCCAACGUGACACCCGGGCCAGUGAACGACUCUACAGUGUAUACUGCAUACCCCGGCCAUACAUAUGGAGGCGACAGAUUUGAUUCGGUGCAGGAGCUCAACAAGAGGGCGGAUGAGGAGAAUGCUUUGCCGGUGAAUGAUGUUCCUUUAGGGCCUCCUCCUGCUGCAGUGCUGAAGCAAUAG
Molecule: messenger RNA, 495 nt
Organism: Trichoderma harzianum CBS 226.95
Lineage: Eukaryota; Fungi; Ascomycota; Sordariomycetes; Hypocreales; Hypocreaceae
Exons: 3
Coding region: 1-495 (164 amino acids)
Source: RefSeq, a predicted model, not a curated record